Messenger RNA from Setaria italica (foxtail millet), 2026 nucleotides. RefSeq names its product F-box/LRR-repeat protein At3g59210. Gene Ontology annotation, molecular function: protein binding. Bases 264 to 1799 code for a protein of 511 amino acids. The transcript has 4 exons. The record is from RefSeq and is a predicted model, not a curated record. NCBI's taxonomy places the organism in Eukaryota, Viridiplantae, Streptophyta, Magnoliopsida, Poales, Poaceae.
ACUGUCGUCUGCCUGUUGGUUAAGUGCAGAGAGAGCCUUCAAGGGCUGUCGGUUCAGUUGCGCCCGCGGCGGCCCAGUAUGUGUAGCCCAAUAGCACAAGGCCUGCCUUUUGGUUUUGGGCCUUAUGUGCGGCCCAGCGCGCCUAGCAGGGACCAACUAGCGCACUAUAUGCGUAGAAGCCUGCGGGGACGGGGAGGCGGCGGCGCCUGCCGGAAGCUUGCAGCAGCCUACGGCGGAGGAGGCGGCGGCCGGCGGGGAAGCGGAUGAGGAUGGAGCGCCACCGCGUUGCUACCGACGACUCGCUCAACCCCUCCUCCUCCCACAUAGACGACCUCCCCGAGGAAAUCCAAACUCUUAUUUUGUCACUGCUGUCACUGAAAGAGGCUGCAAGGACUAGCAUUGUGUCAAGAAAAUGGAGACCGCUCUGGACACGCCACCCUAACCUGAGCUUUGAUGGCACCAGAAACCGGUCCAAUGACGAGGAUUGUGUCAAAAUAGAAAGAGCAGAGUUCAUUGAGACAGUCAAUUCUAUUGUUCAGCAGCACAGUGGAGUAGGGCUCAAUAGGUUCUGCAUCAGGUGCGGCAUAGAGGAGGAGUCCUCGGAUCAUCUUGAUAGGUGGAUUUGCUUUGCCACUGCAGCAAGGGCAAAGACCAUAGACAUUAACCUGUUGCCAAAAGGGUGUAUCAGAAGACCAACCAAAGGAGAUUAUCACUUCCCUCUUGAGGCUUUAGGUGCUCGAGAUGGUCCUUUUAUCCAGUCCUUGCUUCUCACCCAUGUCUCUAUAGAGCCGUACUCAGAUGUAUGUGGCUUUACAAAACUCAGAAGGCUUCUUUUGCAUUCUGUUCAAAUCACUGGAGAUCUUGCAGGCUUGCUAUUAAACUGUUCUAGUCUUGAGGAUUUAGAGCUCAUCGCGUGCUCUGGCUUGACUGAUCUGAUUAUACCACACCAACUGGAUAAACUUAGACAUUUGCUACUUUCAGAUAUGUGUGUCCAGAUGGUUGAUUUUCAUGUUCCUGGUCUUGCUCAUUUUAAUUACAAAGGGGAUGUGGUUCCUAUAGCACUUCAUGGUUGCUCAAAACUAGAGAAGGCAAUAAUAAUGUUUAAAAAUUACAAAGUAUUGGGCCAUGCAUUCACUGCAAUUCAUGGUAUUUCAGCAGUGAAGGUGCUAAACAUGCGUGCUGCUAUGCAGGAAGAUCAUCCAGUCUGGGGCUCACAAGUACCUGCCUACCUGGUGCAAAUGGUAACAAGACCAACAUGCAUGUUUAUGAGUUUGAGGCACUUAACUUGUGAAAUAAAAAUCCACACUUAUCGUCCAAAUAGCCACAGUGGACUCCUUCAACUGGCUAGCUAUUUGGAAUUUGCACCCCAGCUGGAGAUACUGCAAGUGCAUAUGUUCUAUUAUAAGUUUAGCAGCUCCUGCUGGAAAGGGGAGGUGACAGGGAAGGGGAUCUCCUUUAUGCACGGCCUUGAUCACCUCAAGUCGGUCUACAUGAGUGGGUUCCGCGGUUUCCGGGCUCAGGUGGAGUUCCUGUGCGGCAUCCUGGCGAAGGGCGACGCGCUUGAGCAUGUAACCAUAGAACCACAGGUGAAAUUACGAUGCGCUCGCAUGGUGAACGUGUUCAUCCUUGAGUGGGAGAUCAAUGAGUGGGCGCGUCGUCUCUCCGAACGGUUUGGUAAAGCGAUCACCGUCGCACCACCCGUCCGAGAGCCGUUGGGCCUAUUCGCUUCAGCUUAUAAGCCGGCUGAAAAGCUGAAACGGCUGAUUUGUUGUGAGAGGAAAAUACCGUUUGAUGGCUGAUAAGCCGGCUGAAUAAGCUGAAGCGAACAGGAAGUGAUGUCAUGUACCGUGUCUUUUUUUUGGGGGGUUUCCCUGAGUAAAUUAUGUCUGCAUUAACCUUGGACGGGGUCUUAGAUUUGGUGCGGCACCUUUUUAGUAUUUUUGGUUCAUAACAUGAACUUCUCAACAGAUCGUACGUGUGGUGUGUUGCCGGAUAUAAAAAGUUAUGGCUGUUGCUCUUUUCUCAC